AUGCACCCAAAGGCUAUCCGCGCUUUUGAGGAUCUAUCCUCUGGGCAGGAUAUCACGGCGGAGACAAGCGAGCGGUUUCCUGAAGGGUAUUCGACCUUCGGAUCUUGUGAGCCGUUCCAGGACAUCUCGCCUUCUCAGGUCGGCUUACUGCCCGAGCCUAGCCAACAGGUCGGCGAAAUCCCAAAUUACACCAGUGCCACUCCUCCUCAAACCAGCACCUCUCUAAACGACACCUCAAGCACUGCAGAAGCAGUGACACCGGCCCCUCGAGAAGACUCCGAAUUGCCUGCUAAGGAACUGGUGGUGCCGCUAGAAAAUGGCAAUAGCCUCUUUGGCGAGGGAUCUCAUCUGGGAGAAGACGACAGUCUAUUUGGCGAUGAUCCCGACGGCCAUGAUGACAACAAAAUCAAAUCUGAAGUCGAGGGUAAACGACCGCCCUCUAUCCAGAUCGAGCAUCCGACUAUUCGAGGAGAUAUUCAGUCGGACCAAUCUCAGGUGAUUGAUCAGGACGAACAGCCUCACCUUGGCGAAGGAGCCCUCAAUGAGUCCGCUUCUACCAAGUUCGCCUCCAGUUACGAUCCGAGUCAAGGUUUCGAUCCUACGUUCGAUGCGAAUGCGUUUGACCUUGAUCCAAAUCAGGAAGUUCUCGACUCAGAAGAUAUGAUGGCACUCUUCCCGGGGCUGUUCAGUCCAAAGAACCAAUCCCUAUUCGAUGGCUGA
Messenger RNA from Pseudocercospora fijiensis CIRAD86, 720 nucleotides. RefSeq lists its product as uncharacterized. The record is from RefSeq and is a predicted model, not a curated record. The transcript has a single exon. Lineage: Eukaryota; Fungi; Ascomycota; Dothideomycetes; Mycosphaerellales; Mycosphaerellaceae. The coding region runs from base 1 to 720 and encodes 239 amino acids.